CAUCGCCUUCAGCACAGUUGCCAUAAAAAUUCGUUCCCGGCGGCGAGAUUUCAGUCCGAUCAUUGUUGAUCGAAGGAGACUCCUGAGAACCGAAUCGGACGCAGUAAUCGGAUUCCGAUCAUGUGGAGAAGGCUCGCAAUCCGCCUUUGUGCUGUCGCGCCGUCGCGAUCUGCUCCGAGGAUCGUCCGAAGGGGAGUGGGAUCUGCGACUGCUCCGAUGAAAGCCGUUCGUCCAUUCGCCGCCUUAUCGCACCAUUUUUCGAGUGCAUCUGGGAAUGCGCCUCCAAAGAGAGUUGAGGAUGUAAUGCCGAUUGCUACUGGUCAUGAGCGUGAAGAGCUCCAGGCCGAGCUUGAAGGAAAGCACAUUCUGGAAAUCAAUUAUCCCUGCGGUCCCUUUGGAACGAAGGAGGAACCUGCUGUAAUUAAGUCUUAUUAUGAAAAAAGAAUUGUUGGAUGCCCAGGCGGUGAAGGAGAGGAUGAGCACGACGUUGUUUGGUUCUGGCUAGAGAAGGGCAAGCCUUGUGAAUGCCCAGUGUGCUCACAAUACUUUGUGUUGGAAGUGGUUGGUCCGGGUGGGUUGCCAAACAGCCUUGGAGAAGAAGGCAGCCACCAUCACUAAGCAUACUCUGGCAAUUUUACUGCCAGAAUAAGAUCUGGUAUCUGAGUUAGGUACUUAUAUUAUUCUUCGGAGUUCAAUGAGUUGCGUUUGUGGCAACUUUAACCUGUUCUUGUUCUUGGUGGGUUUUCGGGAUUCAAAUCAUUAGUAAUUUGCCCCUUGGAAAUAAGGAUUUUGAUGGCAAAUAGCUAAUUUUGUCACUUUAAUAUCGCUUAUGAUCAAAGAGUAUUUUUGCAUUAGUAUCCAUAUACUUGCGCUUUUGUUAUGAUAGUCUUUGGAGUUAUUUGAUGUUGAUUAUGUUUCAUUUUUA
Messenger RNA from Andrographis paniculata, 925 nucleotides. RefSeq names its product putative cytochrome c oxidase subunit 5b-like. Gene Ontology annotation, cellular component: mitochondrial envelope. Gene Ontology annotation, biological process: mitochondrial electron transport, cytochrome c to oxygen. Lineage: Eukaryota; Viridiplantae; Streptophyta; Magnoliopsida; Lamiales; Acanthaceae. The transcript is spliced from 6 exons. The record is from RefSeq and is a predicted model, not a curated record. Bases 121 to 618 code for a protein of 165 amino acids.